CGUCAUCAGGGCGUGGCCGGGGCGGAAAAGCCGCUAUGGCGUAUCCGGGGCAGGGCUUCCCCGGCGCAGGACAGCCCCCCCCGGUCGGCCCUUACCCCGGGGGUCCCUACGGCGGGGGGCCACCCCCGGGACCCUACGGGCAGCCCCCACCCGGGGGUCCCUACGGAGCCCCCUACGGCGGCCCCCAGCCCGGGCCCUACGGCGGGGCAGCCCCGGGAGGGAAUGUCCCCCCAGGGGUGGAUCCCGAGGCGUUUUCCUGGUUCCAGACGGUGGAUACGGAUCACAGCGGGUUCAUCUCCGUCAAGGAGCUGAAGCAGGCGCUGGUCAACAACAACUGGUCCUCGUUCAACGAUGAGACCUGUCUGCUCAUGAUCAACAUGUUCGACAGGACGCGGUCGGGGCGCAUCGACGUCCACGGCUUCUCCGCCCUGCUGCGCUUCAUCCAGCAGUGGAGGAGCCUCUUCCAGCAGUACGACCGGGAUCAGUCCGGCUCCAUCAGCUUCGGCGAGCUCCAGCAAGCUUUCUCCCAGAUGGGCUACAACCUGAGCCCCCAGUUCAGCCAGCUGCUGCUGGCCCGGUACUCCCAGCGUUCCCCCAGUCCCAGCAUCCAGCUGGACCGGUUCAUCCACAUCUGCAUGCAGCUGCAGAGCCUGACCGACGCCUUCCGCGAGAAGGACACGGCGCUGCUGGGAAACGUCCGGCUCAGCUACGAGGAUUUCCUCACCAUGGUGGUGACCCGCAUGCUGUGACAGACCCCAAAGGAUGGGAAUUCUGGAGCUCUCCGGGAGCUUCAGCCGUCCUCAUCUUCCCUCUGGGAUGUGGCUGAGCACCCCACCACAUCUCCCAGAGUUUCCCCGGCUCGGGGCUGAAUUUCCAGCUCGAUCCACCCCGAAUCCUGCUGGGGUUUUCCUGGCUUGGAUUCCUCGCGUCCGUUCUGUGGGGGUCGGGAUGAACCCCGCGCCAAACUGGGGCAGCCAAACCAGCUUAGAGCCCGUGCCAGCCCCGAAUUCCAGCCUCAUCCCGAGGUGCCUGCAGCAGGACAUCCCCGUUUCGGGGAGGAAAAUGCUGAGAUUUGGGUUUGGAAGCAGCAGGGAAGGGGAAAAGUGAGGGCAAAGCUCCUUGCUUCCCUCUCUGAGUGUCCUGGGAUCGCAUCCCUGCGUUCCUGGGGGUCUCAGCCCCGUUUUCCGGGGGCUGCUGGAGUGGGAUGUGCUGCUGCAGCCCCACGGGAUCGUCCCCUCGCUGUUGCCAAUCCUGAAGCCAAAUCCAGACCAAGUUUAGAGCUCAGUUUUUCCAGCUAUGGAAUAAAAGGCGUCGUGCUCCA
Hirundo rustica (Barn swallow) is the source of this 1321-nucleotide messenger RNA. RefSeq names its product penta-EF-hand domain containing 1 (gene PEF1). Gene Ontology annotation, biological process: COPII vesicle coat assembly. The record is from RefSeq and is a predicted model, not a curated record. Gene Ontology annotation, molecular function: calcium ion binding. Bases 36 to 749 code for a protein of 237 amino acids. Lineage: Eukaryota; Metazoa; Chordata; Aves; Passeriformes; Hirundinidae. The transcript is spliced from 5 exons.